GGGCUUGGUGAGGGAGAGAGAGAGAGAGACAGUGUUCUGAGAAAGAGGGAGAGAGCAGAAGGCUUUGUUUACUUAUGCAGUGCACCGUGGCUAGCUCAAACAAGGUGUGAGUGUGCGCGCAAAACACGCACACUCAUUUUGGAGGGAAGGCUGAAGAUCGAGAGCGAAGGCAGAAGUUUAGGAGAGAAGAAAGGAGAGUGGCUAGGUCUGUAUAGGAGGAAGGAGCGAACGAGGUGAAAGAAGAGGAACAGUCUGUUCUUUCUUUGUCCUUUUUUGUCCUCAUUUUAUCCUCCUCUGGGUUUUUGCGGUGAAGAAAGGAAAUUAGAGAAGAGAAGAGAAGGAGAGUUUUUGGAGACAGCAUGGUGCGGCGUAGUGCACUCAGAGGAAACGCAUGCAAACUUGUGGACGUGUUGAUUCUGGCGAGUGAACCUGCGCGCAACCUGCUCUAAAACCGGACUCGUGCAUCUGGACAGACCUGCAAAUUCUGCUCUGAAUUUCCUCACCUGUUUUGGCUUUGUUUCUUUUCUUUUUUUUCUUUUUUUGGAAAGUUUUUUCAGUUUUUCAGUUGGCAAUUGGCUGGCCAAGUCCUAGCAUGCCCUGAGCCCUCACUGUCUUUUAACGGAUCUGAUUAUUCAUAUUGGGAGCAAGUUAUUGUGUGAGCGACUGUAAGCGUGAAAGGGGGGAAAAACAGAGAGAGAGAUGGAGUACGGGCGGUUGGAGAGGGAGACUGGUCCCCCUCCCUCUGCCUUCGUCAACCAGGUGCAGUACUCCAACAUCCUGGAGGGCCGUUUCAAACAGCUGCAAGAUGAGCGAGAGGCUGUACAGAAGAAGACCUUCACUAAGUGGGUGAACUCCCACCUGGGCCGUGUGACGUGCAGGAUCAGCGAUCUGUACACGGACCUGCGCGAUGGACGCAUGCUCAUCCGACUGCUCGAGGUGCUCUCCUCUGAGCAACUGCCGAAGCCCACUAAAGGUCGGAUGAGGAUCCACUGUCUGGAGAACGUGGAUAAAGCACUGCAGUUCCUCAAGGAGCAGAAGGUCCAUCUGGAGAACAUGGGUUCUCACGACAUCGUCGACGGCAACCACCGCCUCACUCUCGGCCUCAUCUGGACCAUCAUCCUGCGCUUCCAGAUUCAGGACAUCAGCGUGGAGACAGAGGACAACAAGGAGAAGAAAUCCGCCAAAGACGCCUUACUGCUGUGGUGCCAGAUGAAGACAGCUGGGUACCCGAAUGUCAACGUGCACAAUUUCACCACCAGCUGGAGAGACGGCCUGGCGUUCAAUGCCAUCGUGCACAAACACAGGCCGGAUCUGAUCGAGUUCGACACGCUGAAGCGCUCUAACGCUCACUACAACCUGCAGAACGCCUUCAACAUCGCCGAGAAAGAGAUGGGGCUCACCAAACUGCUGGAUCCUGAGGAUGUGAAUGUGGAUCAGCCAGAUGAGAAGUCGAUCAUCACAUAUGUGGCCACGUAUUACCACUACUUCAGCAAGAUGAAGGCACUCGCCGUGGAGGGCAAGCGAAUUGGCAAGGUGCUGGACUACGCGAUCGAGGCAGACCAGCUGAUUGAGAAGUACGAGACGUUGGCCUCGGAGCUGCUGCAGUGGAUCGAGCAGACCAUCGUUACACUCAACGACCGGCAGCUCGCCAACUCCCUGAGCGCCGUGCAGAACCAGCUGCAGGCCUUCAACACCUACCGCACUGUGGAGAAACCACCCAAAUUCACAGAGAAGGGGAAUUUGGAGGUUCUCCUGUUCACCAUUCAGAGCAAAAUGAGGGCCAACAACCAGAAAGUCUACAUGCCUCGAGAGGGAAAACUCAUUUCCGACAUCAACAAGGCGUGGGAGCGGCUGGAGAAGGCGGAGCAUGAGCGAGAGCUGGCUCUGAGGAACGAGCUGAUUCGCCAGGAGAAGCUGGAGAUGCUGGCGGCACGAUUCGACCGCAAAGCCGCCAUGAGGGAGACGUGGCUCAGCGAGAACCAGCGUCUCGUCUCGCAGGACAACUUUGGAUACGAUCUUGGCGCCGUGGAAGCGGCCACACGCAAGCACGAGGCCAUCGAGACGGACAUCGGCGCGUACGGAGAGCGAGUGGCUGCCGUGGAAGCCGUGGCCCGUGAGCUUGAAGCGGAGGGAUACCAUGACGUGCGGCGUAUCCUGGCGCGCCGGGACAACGUGCUGCGUCUCUGGGAGUACCUGAAGGAGCUGCUCACAGCCAGGCGUGAAAGACUCAUGGCACACCGCGACCUGCAGAGACUCCUGCAAGAGAUGAGACACAUUAUGGACUGGAUGGAAGACAUGAAGGGUCGUCUGCAGUCACAAGACAGCGGGAAACACCUUCACGACGUGGAGGACUUGCUCCAGAAACACACACUGGUGGAGGCAGACAUAUCAGCCCAGGCGGAGAGGAUUCGGGUGGUGCAGACCGCAGCGAAUCGCUUCACCUCCGACGAAAUGACCUAUAAGCCGUGUGAGCCGGCGCUGGUGGAGGAGAAGGUGGCGCUCCUGGGCCAGGCGUACGAAGAGCUGGGCAGGCUGGCAGCCGAGCGACGCGCACAGCUGGAGGAAUCGCGGCGUCUCUGGCAGCUGCUGUGGGAGCUUGGUGAGGAGGCAGCAUGGAUGCGUGAACAGGAGCAGAUCAUGGCGACGGAGGAGUGCGGGAAGGAUCUGUCCUCUGCCCUACGCCUCCUCUCCAAACACGAGGCAUUCCGUGACGAGAUGGCCGCCCGCUACGGCCCGCUGGGGAACAGCAUCGCCUCCGGAGAGCAGCUGGUAAAGGAGGGGCACUGUGGAGCACCUGAGAUCACAGAGAGGAUCAAAGAGAUCAAAGCUCAGUGGGAGCGACUGGAAGAGGCAUCUCGUUUGCGAGAGCAGCGUCUGAAGGAAUCUGUAGCUUUCCACCAGUUCCAGACUGACGCCAACGAUAUGGAGGCCUGGCUCCAGGACGCUUUCAGACAGGUGUCCAGUCAGGAGGUCGGCCAUGAUGAGUACUCUACACAGACGUUGGCACGGAAACAGAAGGAGGUAGAGGAGGAGAUCCAGAGCCAUCGCCCUCUGAUCGACUCACUGCACGAGCAGGCUCAAACACUGCCUUCAGAAUACGCCCAGUCUCCACAGGUGGAGGGUCGUCUCCCUGCUAUAGAGCAGCGCUAUGAGGAGUUGAAGGCUCUGUCCUCAGCACGCCGCGAUGCCCUGGAGGGGGCUCUGGCUCUGUACCGGAUGUACAGCGAGGCCGACGCCUGCCAGCUGUGGAUCGGAGAGAAGGAACAGUGGCUUCUCACCAUGGAGAUCCCCUCCAAACUCGAGGACCUGGAGGUGGUCCAGCAGAGGUUCGAAACUCUGGAGCCGGAGAUGAAUAAUCUUGGCUCUCGCAUCGCUGAUGUGAAUCAGGUCGCUGAACAGCUGCUCAAAUCCGACAACCGCAACAAGGAGCAAAUUAACCAGACUCAGGACCAGCUCAAUGACAGGUGGCGUGAGUUCCAGCGGCUGGCGGAUGAAAGGAAGCAGGCUCUGGAAUCAGCUCUGAACAUCCAGAACUACCACUUGGAGUGUAACGAGCUCCAGAGCUGGAUGAAGGAGAAGACUAAAGUGAUCGAGUCCACUCAGGGUCUCGGCAACGACCUGGCCGGGGUCAUGGCCUUACAGCGCAAGCUCACGGGCAUGGAGAGAGACCUGGAGGCCAUACAGGGGAAGCUGGGCGGCCAGCGUGCCGAGGCUGAGAACUUGGCGUCCGAGCACCCCGAGCAGGCCGAGGAGAUCCAGGCGCGGCUGGCCGACAUGGAGGAGGAGUGGGAGGAGCUGUGCAGCACCAUGAAGAAGCGCGAGGAGGGUCUGGGCGAGGCUUCCAAGCUACAGGGCUUCCUGCGCCACCUUGAUGAUUUCCAGGCCUGGCUUUCACGCACGCAGACCGCCGUGGCCUCCGAGGACACGCCCACCUCGCUCGCCGAGGCGGAGCAACUCCUGGCUCAGCACGACGCCAUCAAGAACGAGGUGGACAACUACCGCGAUGACUACGAGAGGAUCAAGGCCACUGGCGCGGAGGUGACCCAGGGCCAGACGGACGCUCAGUACAUGUUUCUGGCGCAGCGGCUGCAGGCUCUGGACACGGGCUGGCAGGAUCUGCGCAGGAUGUGGGAGAGCAGACAGUGCCUGCUGGCCCAGGCCUUCGACUUCCAGACCUUCCUCAGAGACGCCAAGCAGGCAGAGAGCUUCCUCAACAGCCAGGAGUACGUUCUAUCUCACACCGAGAUGCCGUCGAGCCUGCAGGGGGCGCUGGAGGCCAUCAAGAAGCACGAGGACUUCCUCACCACCAUGGAGGCCAGCGAGGAAAAGAUCAACGGCGUAGUGGAGUCUGGGCGGCGCCUCGUAUCCGACGGCAACGCUAACGCCGACAAGAUUCAGGAGAAAGCCGACUCCAUUGAGGAGAGGCACCAGAAGAACAAACAGGCUGCUAAUGAGCUGCUGGGGAAACUGAAGGAUAACAGAGAGCUACAGCACUUCCUUCAGGACGGACAGGAGCUGACUCUGUGGAUUAAUGAGAAGAUGUUGACAGCUCAGGACAUGACGUACGACGAGGCCAGGAACCUGCACAGCAAGUGGCAGAAACACCAAGCCUUCAUGGCCGAGCUCGCCUCCAACAAGGACUGGCUGGACAAAAUCGAUAAGGAGGGUCAGGCUCUGGUGAAGGAGAAGCCCGAGCUGGAGGAGACGGUGUCCGAGACCCUGCGUGAGCUGCAGAAGCAGUGGGAUUUGUUAGAGACCACCACACAGACCAAAGCGCAGUGUCUGUUCGACGCCAACCGCGCCGAGCUCUUCACCCAGAGCUGCUCGGCUCUCGACACGUGGCUGCAGAACCUCUCCUCACAGCUGCAGAGCGACGACUUCGGCAAGGACCUGACCAGCGUCAACAUCCUGCUCAAGAAACACCAGAUGCUGGAGCACCAGAUGGAGGUGCGGGAGAAGGAGGUGCAGUCUCUGCAGUCGCAGGCUCUGGCCCUGUCUCAGGAGGAUGCCGGGAUCGCGGAGGUGGACGGGCAGCAGAGGAGAGUGAUAGACACCUUCGCUCAGCUCCAGGAUCCUCUCAAUCAGAGACGAAAACACCUGCUCGCAUCUAAAGAGGCCCACCAGUUCAACAGAGACCUGGAGGAUGAGAUAUUGUGGGUGAAGGAGAGAAUGCCGCUGGCUACGUCCACAGAUCACGGCAAAGACCUGCCCAGCGUUCAGCUGCUCAUCAAAAAGAACCAGACGCUGCAGAAGGAGAUUCAGGGCCACCAGCCUCGCAUUGACGACCUGCAGGCCCACGGGCGCAACAUGGCCCCCGGCCACGGGACAGAGGUGGGUGGGGAGCGGCAGGCGGUGCUGGACGAGCGUCUGAACGAGCUCGGGGAGCUGUGGGCGCGGCUCAUCUCCGAGACAGAGCAGAGACACACACGUUUAGUGGAGGCCCAUCGCGCUCAGCAGUUCUACGCAGACGCUGCAGAGGCCGAGGCCUGGAUGGGAGAGCAGGAGCUGCACAUGAUGUCCGAAGAGAAGGCCAAGGAUGAGCAGAGCGCUUUGGUAAUGGUAAAGAAGCACCAGAUCCUAGAGCAGGCGCUGGAGGAUUACGCUCAGACCAUCCACCAGCUGGCCAACAGCAGCAGACUCAUGGUGGACGGUGAACAUCCUGAGAGUGAGCGGAUCACGCUGAGGCAGGCUCAGGUGGAUAAGCUGUACGCCGGGCUGAAGGACCUGGCCGAGGAGAGGAGGGGGAAACUGCAGGAGCGACUGCGUCUCACACAGCUGAAGCGAGAGGUGGACGAUCUGGAGCAGUGGAUCGCCGAGAGGGAGGUGGUCGCCGGCUCGCACGAGCUCGGCCAGGACUACGAGCACGUCACUAUGCUGCGGGAUCGUUUCCGGGAGUUUGCGCGGGACACGAGUGCGAUCGGACAGGAGCGCGUGGACGCAGUGAACGCCCAGGCAGACGCUCUGAUCGAGUCAGGCCACCCAGAGAACGCCAGCGUGGCCGAGUGGAAGGACGGCCUGAACGAGGCCUGGGCCGACCUGCUGGAGCUCAUGGACACGCGCACGCAGAUGCUGGCUGCUUCGUACGAGCUGCAACGCUUCCAGCAGGACGCUCGCGAGGCGCUGGCACGCGUCCGCAACAAGAGGGAGGCGCUGAACUCGGCCGAGCUGGGCCGCGACCUCAACACCGUGCAGCACCUCCACCGGCAGCACACGGCCUACGAGCACGACGUGCAUGCGCUCAGCGGACAGGUGACACAGGUGCAGGACGACGCGGCACGUCUGCAGAAAGCGUACGCAGGAGAGAAGGCAGACGACAUCCAUCGGCACGAGCGUGCCGUCACCGAGGCGUGGGAGGGGCUUCUGUCUGCCACUCAAGCCAGACGGCUGCUGCUAUUGGACACGGUGGAGAAGUUCCGCUUCUUUAACAUGGUCCGAGAUCUGAUGCUGUGGAUGGACGGCAUUAACUUACAGAUCCAGUCUCACGACAGCCCCAGGGAUGUGUCCUCAGCUGGGCUCGUCAUUGCGAACCACCAGGACAUUAAAGCAGAGAUCGAGGCCCGAUCCGGCAGCUUCACCGCCUGCACCGACAUGGGACACGCCCUCAUCAACAACAACCACUAUGCUUCAGACGAGAUCCGGGAGAAACUGCAGCAGCUUCAGGAGAAGAGAGACGAAAUCAACCAGAAGUGGCAGGACAAAAUGGACCACCUGCAGAUUGUCCUGGAGGUGCUGCAGUUCAGCAGGGACGCCUCCGUGGCUGAGUCGUGGUUAGCGGGUCAGGAGCCGCUGGUGCGCGCGGCCGAGCUCGGCUCCAACGUGGACGAGGUGGAGAGCCUCAUCAAACGACACGAAGCCUUCGAGAAGCUCGCUGCUGGCUGGGAGGAGCGGUUCAUUCAGCUCGAGAAGCUCACCACGCUCGAGGAACAGGAGAUUCAGAGAAGGAAGGAAGAAGAGGAGAGAGCGCGGAGACCUCCGACGCCUCCCCCCGCAGAGGAAGUGGUACAGUCCGAGACUGAAUACGAGUCUGGAGCAAGGACGAGUUUGGACCAGACCACACUGAACCAGUCAGUGUCUGUCAAUGGAGUCCACAGUGACCAGGACACGUCACAGUCCUUAUCGGUCUCGGUAUCUGAACUCCCGAAUGCGGAACCUAAACCUCUUACAAAACCGGACUCUAAACCGGUCUCUAAGCCUGUGCCCAAACCCUACAAGGCACAGCAGCGUGGCUCGGAGGCGGAUUCGGUGAACGGACCCGGCCAGGACAGCGGGUUGGACACGGCGUCACGCCACGAGCCGUCGGGCACGCUGCCCAGCCGAGUGGACGCGCCCGCUGAGGCCAUGGAGGGAAUGCUGUGCAGGAAACAGGAAAUGGAGAGCCAGGGCAAGAAAGCAGCCAACAGAUCCUGGCAGAACGUGUACUGCGUGCUGAGGAAGGGAAGUCUGGGCUUCUAUAAGGACAAUAAGAGCGCGUCUAACGGCAUCCCCUACCACGGAGAAGUUCCCAUCAGCCUCGGCGAGGCCACCUGCGAAGUCGCCCAUGACUACAAGAAGAGGAAACACGUCUUCAAACUGAAGCUGGGAGAUGGAAAGGAGUUCCUGUUCCAAGCCAAGGACGAGGCUGAGAUGAGUUCCUGGAUUCGGGCGAUCCACUCCUCCAUGCUGGCGAGCAACGCUGACGAUCUUUCUCCGGCGCCGCCUCUGACGCGGGCCAUGACGAUGCCCCCGAUGUCCCCGAUGUCCCCCAGCGAGGGCGAGAGCGGAGGCGUGACCAUGCGCAACAAAGAGGGCAAGGAGAAAGACCGAGAGAAACGCUUCAGCUUCUUCGGCAAGAAGAAGUAAAGAGGAAAAGGAAAGGAGGGAAAAGUGCCGUCAAAAGCGCGAACUGUCUGAGACGAGAGGAGGAUGGCGCCCUCUACUGUCACAUAGCUAUACAUCUUUUACUUUCUCUAUCACUGUCUCUAGCUGUCUCUCUCACUGCCAUCCUUCUGUAAUGUAGCCCCGCCUCCCGAAGGACCAGGGCUCGUCUGUGUCCGUCAUCAGUGACACCUCUGUUGAUUGGACGGUUGAUUGGGUGGCUUUAUUUUAACACUCUGUCCUGGAGUUUCAGGGCUAGCAGCCUUUCCCAUGAUGCAACGCUUCCAACGUUUCCUUCAUUCAUCCUUUACAUUCAUUUUAUUUGACGUUGUGAAGGACCAGAAUCACCUUUUUCUUUUUUUUUUUUUCUUUCUUGUUUUUAAAGUACGGAUGUUCAUGUUCCUAGUUAAUAUAUCUGAUUGUUGUUAUUUAACUAUUUGCCAUUGCGAUUUGUGACGAGUAAUAUUAAAAAAAAAAGAGAGAGAGAGAGAAAGUGUAGCAAGCAAGCGACUUCAGUUUUAGAGAGAGAACACAAAAACCUCCUCCAUUUCCACACACGCGUCUAGAACCCGAGGAUGAAGAGCUCUAGAGCAGAACCCGGGUUCUAGAUUUCUACAAGCGACAGCACAUGAGGUUUCACCUUUUUUUUUUUUUUCUCAUUUGAAAAUAGUUCAAUUUUAGAUUUUGUUCUUUCUUUCCUGAAGUGUGCAGGGGAUAACCAUUAAAAACAUAAUACUAAAAAGUCUGGAAAGUUCUGUUUAAGUUGGGAUUUAGUUUCCAUCCCUAACAGUUUGACAUUGUUGAGAUUCUUUCUCAGCCCGAGGUGACUUUUAUUUUUAUUUAUUUAUUUUUUUUGAGGUGUUUUGCUGCACAACAGACUUCAUCUUUAUUCCUCUUAUUCAGAUCAUACACUCGCACUAAAACGCAAAAGGAUCAUAGGAAGGGAUUUUUUUUUUUUCCCCCUUUUCCUUAACUUUUUUCCUCCGAUUCUGUUAUGUAUUCUUUGCGUGAUUUAGGGCAUUCUGGAAAAAUCACAUCGCUGUAUAAUAUUUGUGAAACGAAACACUGGACGAGAAACGAAACUACUGUCCGUUUUUUUCCCCCCUAAUGUGGACCAAAUCUACAUUUCUCACCCCCUGUUCAUCAAUCAAUACGCCAUGCUUAUUAUUGAUAAAUCACUAAUCGAUGCUUUAAACGUGGGAGCAGAAAAAGGGGCGUGGCUUAAUUAACUGAUAUUAUUUUCGAUGCUAUUUUUGCAUUUGUACACAAGAGAGCAUGGUGUGUGUUCGUUUUGCAUUUAUCCGGUGUAGCAUGAACACAGUAUUUUUGUAGGCAGAGGCGGUUUGUGCGUUGGCCUCGUCCUAACCGCCGCUAGCGAGCUUGCCUUGACGUGUUUGUGACGUUAGGUUUAAGAAGUGGCCGUGAAGAAAAAAAAAAAAAAAGUGUCAUUAUAUUUUGUCGAUGUACGAUGAAGCCCCUUCCUCUGAGGGGAGCGGAGUAUCAGAGUGAGAACCCGGAACUCGUAGUGGCACUUUGGAGCGGUGCGCAGGAAGACACACUGAAAGUAAACGACUGUUUGGGGUUUUUUUUCUUCUUAAUUUCAGUCAUUUUUACGUUAAAUCAACACUCACCGGCUACAGCGAGGAAUAAAACUAAGCCGCACACUCGAGUCACAAGUAUAUAUGCAAAAAAACCCAAAAAAACAAAAAAGGCAUGUGCUGAUAAUCAGUUAUGCAAUAUAUCGUAAUGUUCAGCACACAAUACUGUUAUCGUAGGCGCUUCAAAAUGUUACAUUUGAGUUUUUUAGGGCAGCAUUUGUGCACAAUUUCUACAGCUAGAACUGGAACCGGUGUGAAAAAAAAAAAAAAAAAAAAAGAGUGGGGCAGAUCGAGUGAUACUAAACUUCAAUAUCAGCACAUGCCUAAAGCACACACUGAUCUGAUUCUCACCUCCGAAGGUUCAGCCGGUCGGCCUGCUCUGAUUGGUCAUCAUCCGGUUCAAUGAUUCAGGUUUGCUCACGUCAGCCAAUCAGCUUCCAGAUGACUGACUCUUUGCAUAAGUAGCUGAAACCUGGUAGCGCACUUCCAUUACGUAUUCGCGAGCUGAAUUCACCGCUCUGUCCACUCGCUGUGCUAAUACGAACGGAAAUACGCAGAUUUCCAAAUUUUAAUGAUUUUUUUUACUUUUUGCACCAUCUCAAUCUGAAUUUGUACCUCAGAUUUCCCCUCAGGAGUCCUGCUGGACAAAGCAAACAGCCAAGACAUUUGGUGUGGUGUCCAAAGUUCAGGUGGAGAACGAGUUAAUGGAGGUCAGCUUCACCCAAAAUGUCACCUAAACAUCAAAACAAAACAAAAAAGUGAGCAUCACGCACCAAGCAUCCUUACCUGACUGACUACUACUGGAGUGCAAGGGAAAUUUUUAAGGGUACAUUUUACUUUUUUUUUGCCAAACUAUACCUUUAAAUUGGCCCAAAAUAAGACUCUUAACGUAAAAUGUCUUGUGUGUGUGUCGUCACUGUGUGCACGAGGUCAUUUUAAAAAGCAAAUAAGUAAAUGAUAAGAGUUAUAAUUUUAGUACGUCCUUAAAAGGGCUGCGGUUAAUUUGAGUGAGCUUAAAAAACGAGGGAAAGUUUUUUAAAAAAACAAAACAAAAAACUUGCAAAUUUUAGCUCCUGAGUAUCGAGCAAAAUGAGAGCUCAUUUGUGUGUGUUUAUUUUUAACUGUGUCCCCACAUCAACAUGUCAUUCGACUAUUUCUGUCUUCGAAUGGAAUUGAGUUGUUAAUACGGUUAUUAUAUUAUUAUUAUUAUUAUUAAUACAAACUCUUCUGAUGACUUACUAUUGCUACUGUUAUUACUAUUAGGACUGCGGCUCCUGUAUUACUGCAUUACUGCUGUUCCUGCUGUCGAGUUUGAGGUUCUCUCGUGUGUAACACCGAGCCCUGCCACAAGGGGGCCACAGUGUGCCGUGCAGCAUUUUACUUUCACGAUCCUGGGGAAGGGAGGGGAGGCGCGGGAGGGAGGGACAAAGAAAGACUUGUUUGUUGACUUGUGUAUCUA
Messenger RNA from Pangasianodon hypophthalmus (striped catfish), 10911 nucleotides. It is a transcript of the gene sptbn2, whose product is annotated as spectrin beta chain, non-erythrocytic 1. Gene Ontology annotation, molecular function: structural constituent of cytoskeleton; actin filament binding; phospholipid binding. The record is from RefSeq and is a predicted model, not a curated record. The coding region runs from base 700 to 7839 and encodes 2379 amino acids. Gene Ontology annotation, cellular component: cell junction; spectrin; cell projection. Gene Ontology annotation, biological process: actin cytoskeleton organization. NCBI's taxonomy places the organism in Eukaryota, Metazoa, Chordata, Actinopteri, Siluriformes, Pangasiidae. The transcript is spliced from 41 exons.